Messenger RNA from Anguilla rostrata (American eel), 1932 nucleotides. RefSeq names its product cell division cycle associated 7b (gene cdca7b). The coding region runs from base 210 to 1457 and encodes 415 amino acids. Gene Ontology annotation, biological process: regulation of DNA-templated transcription. The record is from RefSeq and is a predicted model, not a curated record. Lineage: Eukaryota; Metazoa; Chordata; Actinopteri; Anguilliformes; Anguillidae. Gene Ontology annotation, cellular component: nucleus. The transcript is spliced from 9 exons.
UUUAUAUUUUCUGACAAUGGGAACAUUUUUUUCCUAAAUUGCCGCGCGCUGUAACGCAACUGAUUUAAACACAUGUUGUAACGAAACGUACUGCAAUUGCAGCUGCUACAUAAUCAUAAUAUAAAGACUGGCUCAAAAUAUUCUCCCCCGUGAUCUUUCAAACCAUUUGCGUUUGAGGAUUGAACUUUUGAGCAAACUGAACGUUAAACAUGGAAGUAUCAAUGACGGAUAAUGAUGUGUGUUUCAAAUCCAAGUACAUUACGGAUGAGCUGGUUCGGAUUUUCACUGAAGAAACUGACACGGAGGACGAAGAAUUUGAGGGGUUCGACGAAGAUAGCUCGUGGAUCAGUGAUGGAAUCAAGUGCAUGUCUGAGGAGUCAGAAGACGACGAUGAGGACGACUCAAAAGCCUUUGCGAGGAGGAAGAGCGCCGGUCUCUGCGUGGCCUUUCGGUUUCCAACCAAGAAGGGACAGGCCCAGAGGAAAAGUGAGCGGAGGCACAAGCAGGCCUCUGACAGGCAGACUGAUCCUCAGCCAGUGACUCCGAGGGCCAGAGGGAGAAGAGGAGGCGCAGGAAGAGGAAAGAGAGGAGCAAUGGAAAAUGUUCCCCCACCUCCGAUGAACAGCAGUCCCCUGCAGACUAGCCCCGCUCUAGUGUCUGAAUCUGGAAACGAGGACACAGCUGAUGAGGACCAGUCCCAAGCUUUGCAGAAGCGGGCCAAUAAUAUCAAAGAAAACAAAGCAAUGCUUGAAAAGCUGCUAGCAGACUUGAGUUCGAUGCCUGUGCUUUUCCCGGUGAAAACACAGUCAGUGUCUACGCCUUCGCCGAAGAAGAGAUCGAACCCUAAGAAAGCCCGACCUCAGCGUGAGAUCACCGAGCGUCGUAACCCCACACGCAGCGCACGGCCUCCCGCCAAUUUUGGGGCUGAGGAUUUCUCCAUUUCGCCCUCCAAGUUUAUAGCGCAACUUGGGAACAUUAAGAAGGCGAAACUUAGGGCAAGACUAACCGAGGUGAACCACGAUGGUGUAAAGAAACAGCGAAGGUCCUCCUCAAAACACACAGCUCCCCGUGCAGUCGAUGACAUCACAGAGGAUGAGCUGGAAAAUGUGGCAUACACAGCAAAAGACAAGAUUUAUGACAAAGAACAUGGCAGCACUUGCCAUCAGUGCAGACAGAAGACCAUUGACACCAAGACCGUCUGCAGGAAUCCCAACUGCUGGGGGGUGAGGGGCCAGUUCUGUGGGCCCUGCCUGCGCAACCGCUACGGUGAAGAUGUCCGUACUGCGCUGCUGGAUUCUAUGUGGGUUUGCCCUCCAUGUCGGGGCAUCUGUAAUUGUAGUUUCUGCAGGAAGUCCGAUGGCCGCUGUGCCACAGGGAUCCUCAUCUACAUGGCCAAGUUCUACGGCCACAGCAAUGUGAAGGAGUACCUGGACAGCCUCCAGAAAUGCGUGUCUUAGGACCCCUUAUUUACCGAAAUCGCCCAAGAGCAGUGGGCCAGCUGAAGACUGCAUUUUAUAAACCAUGGUUAAGGGACUGUAUCUUAUUUACCUUUCAUUUCAAAGUGGUGGACCGUUUAGUUUUGUCUUUCAGUGAAUGUAUAAAUGUCUGUUGGUCCUUUUGGUAUUACCUAUUUCAAGCCAGCAGUGUAUUUGUAUUUUGUACUAAUAACACACAAUUAAUAGAAGCCUAUUAGCACUUUCCUAUCACUGACACUGAAAAAUCUUGAUCUCGUUUUUGUGGCAUUCUUUUACUUGAGCAUUUUAAAAGGCAGAAUUGUAUUAUAAAACCAGGCAAUCUCAUUUUGUUUAAGCCAUUCCUUUAAUCCAGUUGUCUCUUGGAGUACAGUGUCAUUUUUUGCAUUUUUAAAAAUAUACUGUGUUCAGUGUUUUUGUCAAUACUGGAAACUGACAAUAAAGCAGUGUAGUUACAAUA